Molecule: messenger RNA, 1637 nt
Organism: Spinacia oleracea (spinach)
Lineage: Eukaryota; Viridiplantae; Streptophyta; Magnoliopsida; Caryophyllales; Amaranthaceae
Product: F-box/kelch-repeat protein At3g06240
Exons: 1
Coding region: 260-1279 (339 amino acids)
Molecular function (GO): protein binding
Source: RefSeq, a predicted model, not a curated record
GCAUUUGUGCGUGUUAAUAAAAUUUUAUUAUUGGCAGCUGUACCCACUUUCUCUCUCCAGUCUCUUCAUCUUCAUGACAACAAAACUUCAACCUGACGAGAAAACUUAAACCCUAAACAUUAGAGAAUAGUGAGAAGGGAGAAAAAGUAGAGAGAAAGGGGAGCGGCAAUAUUGUUAGAUUUCUUCUUUCAACUCACUUCAAUUAGCAAAACUGUAUAACUUCCCUUAAUUUCAGGGGUUAAAUCUUGAAUUGUACGAAAUGUCUGCAAAUAAGAUGGAAGAAGAAGAAGAAGAACAAUCGAAGAUGCUUCCAGAAGAUUUGAUAGUUGAGGUUUUCUUGAGGCUUCCUGCUAAAUCCGUUGGCCGAUUUCGUUGCGUCUCAAAUCGGUGGAAUUAUCUUCUAACCCAACCCCAAUUCGUCAAAUCCCAUCUUAAUCUAACCAAACAACACCCAACAACAGAGGAAUCACUCAUCCUUAUUUCCCAUGAUCCAAUGAACUCAUAUUCUACCCAGUUGAACAAUGACCACCACCUGUUCGACAAAAUGAUUUGUUUUGCUACAAAACUCACUUUUGAGGAUCAUCGCUUUUAUCCAUCAGAUUCGCUGUAUGGUUCUUGUGAUGGGUUAAUCUUAAACCUGGAUUAUAAUCGAAAGAAGUUGUUUCUGAUCAAUCCAACAACACGGGAAAUAAAGGAACUGUCGAGCUUGCCUUAUGCUGUUGAUCAUUUUCUUUGUUUCACCAUGUAUGGACUUGGGUAUGAUUCAAUUAGUGAUGAUUAUAGGGUUAUUAUGAUUUCUCAUUAUGUUCCUGGGAUUAAAUUUUGUUAUAAUGAGAAGUUCUUUAAUGUUUAUUCAGUUGGAAAUGGUACUUGGAAGAGAGUUGACAGUUCACUAUAUCAUCAUACUAUAACUUAUCCUGCAGCAGGCGUUUUUGUUGAUGGCAGUAUCCAUUGGCUGGCUAGAAGAACUGUGGAUGACUCAUACGUUAUUGCAGCAUUUGAUCUUGGGGAAGGGAAAUUUCAUGAAUUGCCACUUCCUAGUUUGGUCGACACUAACAAGUAUGUGUUGGGUGAUUUUGAUGAAGCGUUCGGUAAACUGGUGUCGCUUGGAGGGUAUCUUUGGUUUCUUUGCGGGGUCCCAAAAUUCUUGAGACGCAGGAUCCCAAAAUUCUUGGAUGAAUGUCAAACAAUUGAUGCUUGGAUGAUGAAAGAAUAUGGUGUCCAAGAAUCUUGGACUAAAAUCUUUCUCAAUGAUGAGCCAGACUCAUUGUUUGUAUAAGAAGAAACAAAUUGUAUUGGCAAUGCGUGAGGAAAAUACUAAUGAGAAAUUGACAAUCUACGAUUCAGAAGAUGAAACUUCAAAGGAUAUUGUAGUUGAUGGCAUUUCGGAUAAAUUUGUGGUAGGUGGGAGCUUCAUCGAGACCCUUGUAUCGCCUCAUUGCAGUAAUGAAGCUGUGUGAAAAGUCAGCUUCAUGGACAGCAUUGCAGCUAAGUAGUAUGCACCUAUUGCUUGAUUUUGUAUCUUGUCUUACAUGAUUGUGGAAACAAGGUUGCUGCUUGUAGUGAUAUUUUAGAUUUGUAUGACAUUACUUUUCAAAAUUGCUUAAAUGUUGAUCAGAUCGCUUUGGUUUUCUUCA